GCGGGGAGGUGAGCGAUGGAGGACGACUCGCCGAUGGUGAAGACGGCCAAGGGCGCCGUCACGGGGCUGGCCGCGGGCACCAUCUGGGGCACCAUCGUCGCCACCUGGUACGACGUGCCCCGCGUCGAGCGCCACGUCGCGCUCCCGGGCCUCAUCCGGACGCUCAAGAUGUGCGGCAGCUACGGGGUCACCUUCGCCGCCGUCGGGGGCCUCUACAUCGGCGUCGAGCAGAUCGUCGAGAGCCAGCGCAAGAAGCGCGACUUCGUCAACGGGGCCGUCGGGGCAUUCGUCUCCGGCGCCACCGUCUAUGGCUACCGAGGAAAGAGCAUUAAGUCUGCCCUCAUUGGUGGUUCUGCUCUGGCAUUCACAUCUGCUAUUCUGGACGUUGGUGGUAAUACAACGAGAGUGGACAAUGGCAAAGCAUACCACGCUUACACAACAGAGAAGAAGCCUGCACAUUGACCAAGGUUGUACUUGUAGCUGAAAUCUUGCAAACCAUCGGCUCGGUGAAUUUUUAGCUGAUGCUUGCUGUUAUGUCUGUUUUGGUGAUGCACCUAGUUCCUUUACAAAUCCAUGGUAACUUGUUUUGCUGGAGAGCAAUACAACAGGCUUGAAUAAAUAUUUGAUGUUAUUUUGCUUCA
Messenger RNA from Lolium rigidum, 641 nucleotides. Its product is annotated as outer envelope pore protein 16-3, chloroplastic/mitochondrial-like. The transcript has 2 exons. Gene Ontology annotation, biological process: protein insertion into mitochondrial inner membrane. The coding region runs from base 16 to 462 and encodes 148 amino acids. The record is from RefSeq and is a predicted model, not a curated record. NCBI's taxonomy places the organism in Eukaryota, Viridiplantae, Streptophyta, Magnoliopsida, Poales, Poaceae. Gene Ontology annotation, cellular component: TIM22 mitochondrial import inner membrane insertion complex. Gene Ontology annotation, molecular function: transmembrane protein transporter activity.